GCGCCCGCUGGAGCUGCGAGACCGGGAGUGAAACGGCCUCCGAGUGGGAGAGGCAGCAGUGUCCACUCGUGCACUGGACACUCCGCGGUUUGGGGGGUGGUGUUGGGCACUUUGCUAGAGCGUUGAGACCCCCGGGAGCAAGCGGCUGUGGUAACAAGUGGGCGAAGAUGCCUUACGAGAUCAAGAAAGUGUUUGCCAGCCUGCCACAGGUUGAAAGAGGGGUUUCCAAAAUCAUUGGAGGAGACCCGAAAGGCAACAAUUUUCUCUACACCAACGGAAAAUGCGUCAUCAUAAGGAAUAUCGAUAAUCCAGCAAUUGCAGACAUUUACACAGAACACGCCCAUCAAGUCGUGGUGGCCAAGUAUGCUCCUAGCGGCUUCUACAUCGCCUCUGGAGAUGUCUCUGGAAAGCUUAGGAUCUGGGAUACCACGCAGAAGGAGCAUCUCCUCAAGUAUGAAUAUCAGCCUUUUGCUGGCAAGAUUAAGGACAUUGCCUGGACUGAAGAUAGCAAAAGAAUUGCAGUUGUUGGAGAAGGAAGAGAGAAGUUUGGAGCGGUCUUCCUUUGGGAUACUGGCUCUUCAGUUGGGGAGGUAACAGGACAUAACAAAGUGAUCAAUAGCGUCGAUAUUAAACAGACCAGGCCUUACCGGCUCGCAACAGCCAGUGAUGACAACUGCGCGGCCUUCUUUGAGGGACCACCAUUCAAGUUCAAAUUCACAAUUGGCGAUCAUAGCCGAUUUGUCAACUGUGUGAGGUUCUCUCCAGAUGGGAAUAAAUUUGCCACAGCAAGUGCAGAUGGCCAGAUUUAUAUCUAUGAUGGAAAAACAGGAGAGAAAGUUUGUGCAUUAGGAGGAAGCAAGGCUCACGAUGGAGGAAUUUAUGCUAUUAGCUGGAGCCCUGACAGCAGCCAUUUGCUUUCUGCUUCUGGAGACAAAACUGCAAAAGUUUGGGACAUUGGCGCUAACUCCGUGGUUAAUACAUUUAACAUGGGCUCAAACGUGUUGGAUCAGCAGCUGGGAUGCUUGUGGCAGAAGGACCACUUGAUAAGUGUUUCCCUCUCGGGAUAUAUCAAUUACCUGGACAAAAACAACCCUAAUAAGCCACUCCGAGUUAUCAAGGGCCACAGUAAAUCAAUCCAGUGUUUGACGGUUCAUAAAAAUGAUGGUAAAUCAUACAUCUAUUCUGGGAGCCACGAUGGACACAUUAAUUAUUGGGAUUCUGAGACUGGGGAGAACGAUUCCUUUGCUGGGAAAGGACACACCAAUCAGGUAUCCAGAAUGACUGUGGAUGAGGCCGAUCAACUGGUCAGCUGCAGCAUGGAUGAUACAGUGCGUUAUACUAAUCUUAUCCAAAGGGACUACAGCGGACAGAGUGUAGUAAAACUGGAUAUUCAACCAAAAUGUGUAGCUGUUGGGCCUGGAGGCUAUGCAGUAGUUGUAUGCAUUGGACAGAUUGUCUUAAUGAAGAAUCAGAAGAAGUGCUUUACUAUUGAUGAUCCUGGCUAUGAACCUGAAGUCGUUGCCAUGCAUCCAUCCGGAGGGACUGCGGCUGUGGGAGGAGCAGAUGGGAAUGUCCGUCUGUACUCAAUCCAAGGAACGACGUUGAAACACGAAGAGAAACUCCUGGAGGCCAAGGGCCCAGUGACGGACCUGGCCUACUCCCACGAUGGUGCUUUCCUUGCUGUCUGCGAUGCCAGCAAAGUGGUCACGGUGUUCAGUGUGGCUGACGGCUACUCGGAGUACAACGUUUUUUAUGGACAUCAUGCAAAAAUCGUCUGCAUCGCAUGGUCACCAGACAAUGAACAUUUUGCUUCAGGGGGCAUGGACAUGAUGGUCUAUGUUUGGACCCUGAGUGACCCAGAAACUAGAGUCAAGAUCCAAGAUGCCCAUAGGUUACAUCACGUCAGCAGUUUGGCCUGGUUGGACGAACACACGCUGGUCACAACCUCCCACGACGCCUCUGUCAAAGAGUGGACAAUCUCCUACUAGGGACCCCCACUCGCCAAGCCAGCCCUCUCUUUGGAAGGACCGAAUCAGGGACUUAGAAUUACUGCAGCGGGACAUGUCCUUUAUUUCUGUAAUGCUCCCUCCCUCCCCCCUCCACCUCUCAUUCUCCCUAAAUGCGGGAGAGGAGGAAGGGGAGGGGUGAUAUGAAUUAAUCAUUAUCCUCCUAUCUUUACAGGGUGUUCAUAUCUGUUAAUGUAUUUCGAAAGCUUUAGCCAGUAACAGUUUGCACAUUUAAAAAAAAAGAAGAAGAAGAAGCACUUAAAUUAUAUCUGGAGCUUGGGGGGGGGGGGGUGAAUCAAAAACAGAAAAACCCAAACUUUAUCGUGUUGAACAUUCCAGAAGGAACAGCAGCCUAGUGAGGCCUAGUUUUUAAAAGGGGAGCACUCCUAUCCAGUGCUUUUUAACUUCCCAGCUAGGCAGACCCGCUGGCCAUCUGACUCCACGAGAGCAGGCCUCCUCCUAUUUCUGCCCCCCGAUUUACAGAACAUUUCUGUACUGACUCUCCUCCUGAGUAUUUGUGAUCCAGACCUGGCCAGGGUGCUAACUAUGGCUGAGGUAGUCUGCACCUAACUGUUGCCUCAAAUUUCCUCCCUCCUUCGCAGAUGGGAUACCUACGUAAAUAAAUGUAUUUACGUUAAUAAAUGUUUUAUGUAUUUCAAUACAUCAGGUUUUGUGCUUCAUUUUAAAGAUGCAAACAUGGUAUUUUUUUCCCUGUGUACUUAAAUGGUUGUUUGUUAAUGAUGAUGGCCCCAUCUUUGGACCUUUUGAAACCUUUGUUAUCUUUUGGACUGCGCAAUGUUUUUGGUCCCCAUUUCAAUGUCUUUCCUUUGCUUUUUUCUUUAAGGGCAAAGAUGAAAUCACUGUAAGCUAAUCUAUGAUAAUUUUCACCUUUUUUUUUCCUUUUCAGAGCAGAAAUUAAAGUAAGUAUAAAGCA
Messenger RNA from Gracilinanus agilis (Agile Gracile Mouse Opossum), 2940 nucleotides. It is a transcript of the gene WDR1, whose product is annotated as WD repeat domain 1. The transcript has 15 exons. Gene Ontology annotation, biological process: sarcomere organization; actin filament depolymerization; positive regulation of actin filament depolymerization. Gene Ontology annotation, molecular function: actin filament binding. Bases 168 to 1988 code for a protein of 606 amino acids. NCBI's taxonomy places the organism in Eukaryota, Metazoa, Chordata, Mammalia, Didelphimorphia, Didelphidae. The record is from RefSeq and is a predicted model, not a curated record. Gene Ontology annotation, cellular component: cortical actin cytoskeleton.